This is a messenger RNA of Staurois parvus, 334 nucleotides long. The record is from the annotation of a GenBank genome assembly. Lineage: Eukaryota; Metazoa; Chordata; Amphibia; Anura; Ranidae.
UUUACAUACAACAAAAACCUUUAUACACCCAAAAUAAAUGAAAACCCUAAAAAAUCCCGAUGAAACAAAUUCCCAUUUCAGGGUUAUGAUUAGGCCAGAGCCUUCCCUUAAGUCUUGCAUAGGUGUACCAGCUCCUCCCCUUCAGUCUUGCACAGGUGUACCGGCUCCUCCCCUUCAGUCUUGCACAGGUGUACCGGCUCCUCCCCUUCAGUCUUGCACAGGUGUACCGGCUCCUCCCCUUCAGUCUUGCACAGGUGUACCGGCUCCUCCCCUUCAGUCUUGCACGUGUACCGGCUCCUCCCCUUCAGUCUUGCACAGGUGUACUGCCUCCUCC